AUGAAUCUGGACCCAAACGAAAGCGAUGGAGAAGACAACGCCGUCUCGGGGACGCGUCGAGUUCCCGAGCAUAAGCUCUCUUGUGACCAAUGUAGACAAAGAAAGAUCAAAUGCGACCGUGGAGAUCCUUGUGGACCAUGUCGACGAAAGGAUAUUCGUUGCUCAUUCCCCACUGGCUUCAAGCCUCGAGCAAAACGCCAGCAGGUCGCAGUAUCUGAUGGCUAUGAAUCCAAAUUGGAUGCCAUUUCGCAAAAGCUUGAUCGCAUAAGCCUCGCUGUCGACAACAUCACUUCUUCUCCUCAGCAGUUGCAAGGAGGCUCGUCAGCUGCUCAUACUGCUAUCAGUUCACAAGUUACCCCAAUAUCCCAUGCGAGCUCCCCGUCGUGCCAUGUUGGAACAGGCCCGGAGAAAGGCUCAGAGUUCGAAGGCGAUGUCACGUUGACGACACAGGCUACAUUUGCGACAGAUUUCUUGCAGCAAUUCGUUGACAGCAAUCAGCCGUCGCAGACGCUUCCAGAGAUAAAGAGUCACCUAGACGCGCUGCGCAAGAUCUUGGCGGGCAAGGAGGUUACGGCUGACGAGACGCGUCUUGUUGAUACGCAACGAAUAUUGUCACCUCAAGAACAUGAUGGGUUUCAGCUCCCUCCCGUCAACCUGGCCAUGAUGGCUGUACAGAGACUAAGAGAGUCUCCCAGGUUACAGCUAUUCUGGCGCGCAGAGUUCCACAGCAUCAGUCAAUUUGUCGAGUAUCUCAUGACAGUCUACUUUGGCAAGCCUACCCUCGCUGAUCUCAUCGUUACGCAUGUUGGCUUGGUGAGCCUAUUGCACGAAUGCAACAACGUCGAGACUGAACAAGUUCUCAAGAAUGAGUUUGCAUCUCAGGCGACGGUUUGCCGGCAGAACCUGGAGUCUAUCCUGGCUAGCCUUCCUUUUAAUAUGCCCUGCACACCCGAUUACAUACUCGCCCUGUUCAUGGCUUCAUCCUACCAUCUCGAGAAUUGCCGGAUUUCUUUGUCCUGGAAUACUCUUGCUGCAGCAGUACAAAUGUGCCAGACACUAGGUUUCACCCGGGAAAAUCUCCCAACGCCAGAGUCGAGAGAAGCAAAGCAACGGCGGGCUAAACUGAUAUUCUACAUCCAUCUUUGCGACAAGAUGCUCGCUUUGAGACUCAGUCGGCCAGUCUUGAUCCGAGAUGGAGAAAUCACCAUUAACUUUGAUGCUUUAGAGGCCGAUAGAGGAGACGGACCUACUCCGAUCAUUGCGAAAUGGGCACGAUUUUGUAGCCUUCAAGGAAGAAUUUAUGAUAUACUCUACAGUCCGGGGUCUUUGCUCCAUUCGGAUAUUCAGAGGGAGACGAAUGCGAGGAGACUUGCGGCUGAGAUGGAGCAGCUGUUCCAAACAAAGAGUCUGGCAGAAGAACACUUGUAUGAGUCAAUUAGGGCAAGCAUCGGCGAAAGCCAGAGCGAGAUCUUCCGCCGGACCGAUCAGGUCGCAUAUUAUUCCAUGCGCUGUCUAGUGUUCAGAGCAGUGAAACCUGCGUCUUUGACAUCCUCAGCAUUUUGCGACGAAUGCCUGGAAGCAGCAAAGAAUGGCCUUGAGCAACACAGGAUUUGUUUGUCAAUGCUCAAGAAUGUUGAAACCAUCGUCUUUGAGUUUUAUAUGCAUUGGUAA
Messenger RNA from Fusarium proliferatum ET1, 1671 nucleotides. RefSeq lists its product as uncharacterized. Lineage: Eukaryota; Fungi; Ascomycota; Sordariomycetes; Hypocreales; Nectriaceae. The transcript is spliced from 7 exons. Gene Ontology annotation, biological process: DNA-templated transcription; regulation of DNA-templated transcription. The coding region runs from base 1 to 1671 and encodes 556 amino acids. The record is from RefSeq and is a predicted model, not a curated record. Gene Ontology annotation, molecular function: DNA-binding transcription factor activity, RNA polymerase II-specific; zinc ion binding; DNA binding.